Messenger RNA from Epinephelus lanceolatus (giant grouper), 1198 nucleotides. The record is from RefSeq and is a predicted model, not a curated record. Lineage: Eukaryota; Metazoa; Chordata; Actinopteri; Perciformes; Serranidae.
CCGAGCAGCAUGGAGAUCACAAUUCUUUGCGCUGUCGUUGCUGUUCUGAGAGUCCUUCCCAACAGAUUCCAGUUCUUCCAGUACGAGUCCGUCUCUCUGAGCUGUGAGCAGCAGGGAAACUCUUCUAAAUGGAGAGUUAAGAGGAACACAACCACAAUCAUAAACCGAGAGCAUUCAGCAUCCUGGAAUAGUAUAAAUGAGUCCUGUCUCUUCAUUGAUGACCUUUACCCAUUGGACACUGGAGUGUACUGGUGUGAGUCUUCAGCAGGAGAGUGCAGCGACACCGUCAACAUCUUUGUGACCGCUGGUUCAGUGAUCCUGGACAGUCCAGCCCUUCCUGUGAUGGAGGGAGACACUGUGACUCUGAGCUGCAGAACCAAGACAACUUCCUACUCUAGUCUCACAGCUGACUUCUAUAAAGAUGGGCUUCUCAUCGCGAGCAGCUCUACAGGAAACAUGACCAUGCACAGUGUUUCUGUAUCUGAUGAAGGAUUCUAUAAGUGCAGCGUCUCUGGAGCUGGAGAAUCACCAGACAACUGGCUGUCUGUCAGAGAAGCAAGGCGUCCUGAGCUGCCUAUCCACAUCCUCACACACAUUUUACUUCCUGUGGUGGGCGCCUGCCUCUUGCUGGUCUGUGUGACGCUGCUCUGCCUUUGGAGGAGCAGCAAAGGGGAGCCACUGAGGAAGGACUCCUCGAUGCUCUUCUCUGUCGCAGUAUACAGACCUUACCCUGUUAGGCGUAAAUACACACCAAGCCCUGUGUGGACUUACAAAGCCUGAGACUGGACCACUGAUCAAGAGGAGCCAGGAGACUCAGCAGCCUGUUUGACCUCUGAGACACUUUAAUUGUUCUAAUCAAGAGGCACAAUCCAUGAUCAGCAUGCACUGACACAACAUCACUUACCAGAACACUAACGGCAGACAAUAAGAACAACAUAAGAGUGAUUCUUGCUUAUUUUUUCCUUUCCUGUGAAGUGUUGGACUCGAUCACACUUCAUUGGUAGUGGAUUAAAAAAAUCACAUGAGCUUCUAUGGUGUGAUUGACCAUACCCAUUUGCUGUGAUGUGUGGUGCUUAGUCUUGGGAUGGAUUCCUGUACCCAUUAAGAGUUGUCCUCUGUGGGGAUUUUCUGUUUUGGGGUGUCAGUUAAUAGUUGUAAUGAAUUUGUAUCUUUAAUAAAGGUGCAUAUAUUUAUUUUA